CAAAAAUACGAAAAAGGCACCAAAGUUCUCUCUCUCCUUCCGUUUUUUAAUACUCUCUCUCGUCAUCUCAUCCAACUUUUUACAGUUCAUACGGACAGACUCUGUCCAUUUCUGUACCAAUUGUAGACUAGACUAUAAUGUGGGAGGGAGAGGGAUGGAGCUCUACAUUGUAGAGAGAGAAUGGAAGUCUCCAUUGGUCUUUGGUACUGAGUCAAGCUAGAACAUGGGGUGACUCGGAAGGUUAUGCAGCUGGAGGAGAUCUAUCUCUCAAGUGUCUGCAACUGCUGCUCUUAAUCGACUUCUGGUUUUUUUCCCCUCCUCUUUUUGGGGCUUAGGCUAGUUUGAGCGCCUGGUGUUUUCCCCAGGAGUGUUACUAACUUGAAGAUCCAACUUCAGUUCAGCUCAUUUAUCUGCUUUUUUGGGAGAGUUCCAUUUUGCUAGACUUGCUCCACCUUUACUUCAGAAGGUACAGGAAAAAGACCGAGAAACAGGAAUUCGCAAAAGCCUAAUUAAAUAGGGGGAGUGGUUUAACAGAUCUACAGUUGUUACUCUGGCCUGGAUCCACUAUUGCAGUCUGUACUUCUGGUACAAAAACCAGUCUACUGCAAGGUCCAAGCCACUUGCCCUUUUGUUGGUGGGUGGACUCAUGGCUACCCUAAUGCAUUCUGAGUCCAGGAGGCUCUAUUCUUGGUGGUGGGACAGUCACAUCCCCAAGAAUUCCAAAUGGCUUCAGGACAAUCUCACAGAUAUGGAUGCAAAAGUGAAAACGAUGAUCAAACUGAUAGAGGAAGAUGCAGAUUCAUUUGCUAGGAGGGCUGAAAUGUACUACAAAAAACGUCCAGAGCUGAUGAAGUUGGUGGAGGAGUUCUAUAGAGCUUACCGAGCAUUAGCAGAGAGAUAUGAUCAUGCAACGGUGGAACUUCGCCAUGCUCAUCGAACCAUGGCUGAAGCAUUCCCCGAUCAGGUGCCUCAUGGAUUGACUGAUGAUUCACCUUCUAGGCAGGAGGGUGAACCUCACACAUCAGAAAUGCCCCAUCCAAUUCAGGCUUCGCUAAGCCCAGAUGAAUGGGAACUCUCUUCAGCCAUUACAGAUAAUGGAGGUCUCAAACAGCUCAACAUGAUGUUUGGGGCUGAUUCAAAAGUUGCUGGAGGAAAGAUGAAGAGGGGUUCAAAGUUACCGAAGCAAACCGAAUCGGAACUAGACGUUGAGACCUUAAAGAAGACUCUUGGUGAGAUUCAAGCCGAGAAGGAAGCUGUUCUUCUUCAGUACCAACAAAGCUUGGAGAAGCUGUCUUGCAUGGAGAAGGAACUUAUGGAUGCCGGUGGGCUUGAUGAAAGAGCAAGCAGAGCUGAGAUCGAGAUUAAGAUCCUGAAGGAAACACUUGCCAAGUUAGAAGCCGAGAGAGAUGCUGGGCUGCUUCAGUACAACCAAUGCUUGGGAAACAUAUCAAGCAUGGAGAAUAUGAUAUCUCAGAAUCAGGAGCAUGCUAAGGGGCUCAAUGACCGGGCAAUGAAAGCUGAAACAGAAGCACAGAGACUCAAACGAGAGCUUUCAGGAUUGGAGUCCGAGAAGGAAGCUCGUCUUCUUCAGUACAACCAAUGUAUUGAAUUGAUAUCUAUUCUGGAGAAAAGAAUUGCAUUUGCUGAGGAAAAUGCCAGGAUGCUUAACGAGCAAGCUGAGAAAGCUGAAACUGAAGUUAAUUCAAUGAGGCAAGCUAUUGAUGAAUUAAAGUGCGAAAAAGAAGCUGCUGAACUAAGGUACGAGCAAUGCCUUGAGAAAAUAGCAAUGAUGGAGAAUGAAAUAUCUCGAGCUCAAGAGGAUGUCAAGCAACUGAUCAGUGAAGUUGAGAUGGGUGCUGCAAAACUUAAAGGUGCAGAAGAACAUUGUUUUUUGUUGGAGAGGUCGAAUCGGUCUCUGCGGUUAGAGGCUGAAACUUUGGUCCAAAGGAUAGCAACAAAGGAUCAAGAACUCUCGACCAAGGAAAUAGAACUGGACACGCUUCAUACUUUACUGGAAGAGGAGAAAUCACAGUUUGCCCAAGUUGAAGCCAGCUUGCAAACUUUGCAAAAGCUGCACUUGCAGUCGCAAGAGGAGCAGAAAGCCUUGGCAGUAGAGCUGGAAAACAAGCUUCAAAUGUUGAAAGAGUUGGAGUUGAGCAACCAGGAAUUGCAAGAAGAUCUGCAUCGAGUCAAGGAUGAGAAUCAGAGCCUCAAUGAGUUAAACAGUUCUUCCAGCAUUUCCAUAACGAACUUGUACAACGAAAUUUCUUGCUUGAAGGAAAUGAAGGUGAAACUUGAAGUGAAACUUGCAGAGCAAGUAAGCCAAACUGAUUCCAUGCAACAGGAGAUUUCUCGUUUGAGGCACGAGAUUGAUGGCUUGAAUAGUAGGUAUCAGGGUUUAAUGGAGCAGAUGUGGUCUGUAGGUCUGAAUCCUGCUUGUCUUGGCUCAUCUGUUAAACACUUGCAAGAUGAAAACUCCAGGCUAAGAGAAGUUUGUGAAAAGGAUGAACGUGAGAAGGAAGUUCUGCAUGAGAAGUUGAAGGCUACAAAUCAGCUCCUUGAGAAGAAUGUUGCCAUGGAUAGAUGUCUUUCAGAAAUGAAUGAAAAACUUGAAGGGUCAAGAGAAAACGUGAAGGAGUUGCGGGAAUCUUGCCAGCUCCUUCAGGGAGAAAAAACGGGGCUUGUAGCUGAAAAGGGAAUUUUGCUCUCCCAGCUACAGCUCAUGAAUGAGCACAUGCAGAAGCUCAUUGAGAAAAAUACCCUGGUUGAGAAUUCUCUCUCUGGUGCCAAUAUCGAGCUUGAGGGUCUCAAGACAAGGAGCAGAAGCUUAGAAGAAUUGUGUGAAAUGCUCAAGAACGACAAAUCCAACCUUUUGACUGAAAAAAGCACAUUGGUCUCUCAGCUGGAAGCUGUUGAACAAAGACUUGGAAACCUUGAAAGGAGGUUCACAAGACUGGAAGAGAAGUACACUGAUCUGGAAAAGGAGAAAGAAUUCACACUCUUCCAGGUCAAAGAACUGUAUGGAUACCUUGGAAUAGAGAAACAGGAGCGUGCAUGCUACAUACAGUCUAGUGAAUCUCGGUUGGCUGAUCUACAAAACCAGGUGCAUGCAUUGCAAGAAGAAAGUCAGCUGAGGAAGAAAGAAUUUGAAGAGGAACUGGAUAAAGCCGUAAAUGCACAGGUUGAGAUCUUCAUCUUACAGAAGUUCAUCGAAGAUUUGGAACAGAAGAAUUUCACACUGUUGAUUGAAUGUCAGAAACAUGCUGAGGCUUCAAAACUAUCAAACAGUGUGAUAACAGAGCUGGAGGCUGAGAAUCUGGAGCAGCAGGUGGAAGUGGAGUUCUUGUUGGAUGAGAUCGAGAAGUAUAGAAUGGGAGUUCAUCAAGUUUUUCAGUCACUUCAGUUUGAUCCAAUCCAUGAUCAUGAACAAGGAAUUGAUGAAGGAAAAGUUUCUUUUGGGCGUAUGCUAGACAAUAUUGAGGACAUGAAGAGCUUGCUCCAGAGAGAGGAAGAUGAGAAGCAAUUAAUGGCCGUUGAGAACAUGGUGCUCUCGACUUUGUUUGAUCAAUUGAGAUCAGAAGGUGCUGACCUUGAGUCACAGAAAAAAGUUCUGGAGACGGAGUACAAUGCAAUGACAGAAAAGUUCACCGUGGUUGAAAUGGAAAAUCACGAACUUCAGGAGAUGAGCAAGCAAUUGGAAAUAGAACUGAGGAAAGGUGAGGAACAGAAGGGAGAACUAAAAGCUUCGUUGGAAACUCAGCAUUUGAACCUGGAAAGCUUGCAAGGUUCUUACAUCUCACUCAAAGCAGAAAACUUUAACAUGAUUGAAGAAAAGGAAUCUUUACGGAUGAGAUUCUUAGAUCUGAAAAGGGAAAUGAAGAAAGUUGAUGAAGAAAACAGCAACAUCAUUCAGGAAGCAGUAUGUUUGGCAACUCGCUCAUCUGUUUAUGAGAGCUUUGGAAUGCAGAAAGCUGAGGAGCUUGAAGCAGUUUCUGGAGAACUUGAUCAUCUCAGCUCUGUUAACAGUGAACUCAACAAGAAGAUAGAGGACUUGGAGAAGAUGCUUGGAGCAAAACAAUCAGAGUGUUUGUAUCUUAACGAAACAAUCAAGAAGCUGCAGUGUGAGUUGCAGGAAGGCCAGGACUUGAAUGAUCAGUUGAACUGUGAAAUUCUGAUUGCCAAGGACUUUUUGGGAAUGAAAGCAUCAGAGCUUUUAGAAGUAGAGCAGAAGCUGAAAGCUACGCAGGAGGCCAAUGGUGAACUAUGCAGAACAAUUGAGGAGCUGGAGAGGGAAUCUAAGGAAUCCGUUGCAGACAAGGAAAAGUUAGAAAACCAGAUUGCUGAGUUGUCCAAAGACAAUGCAAACCAGAAACGAGAAAUCCAACAGCUUCAUGCAGCAAAUCAAAAUCUGCAGUCAGAAGCGAGCACAUUGCAGAAAGAGAUUGAGGAACACAGGGUUAGAGAGGAGACCUUGAGCCUGGAGUUACAGGAGAGAAGCAAUGAGUCCGAACUCUGGGAGGCCGAGGCUUCAUCGUUCUUCUUCGACCUACAGAUAUCAUCCGUUCACGAGGUUCUUCUCGAGAAGAAGGUUCAUGAACUCUCUGCAGUUUGUUCAACCCUUGAAGAUGACAAUGCCACAAAAGAUGCUGAGAUUGGACAGAUGAAGGAAAAGUUCUUUUCUUUGGAAACUGAAAUGGUGGGGCUGAAGUCUCAGUUAUCUGCAUAUGCUCCAGCAAUAGCUUCAUUGAAAGAUAACAUUGAAUCCCUCGAGCAGAAUGCUCUACUUCUGUCAAAGCUUCCCUCUUCUUCAGUUUGUGACCAAACCCACAAGGACAAUGAUAUAGCUUCUGAAGAUCAGUCAAGUGAGGCAAGAGAUGGGAUCUCCGAUUUGCUGAAGAUGCUACCAAGAGUUAAAACAGUGGAGAAAGCCAUGCUUGAAGAGAUGAGCAGGCUAGAAGCCGAGAAGGCCACAGCAGAGAAGGAGAAGCUUGAAACCCAUGAGAAAGUGAAGAAGCUAAGGAGGAGAUCAUCAAGAAGCAGGGGAGACAGCUUCCAUAGUUUCGAUUCAACCGACAGUGCUCAUAAAAACAACUUGCAGAACAAGCACCACCACGACCAACCAUCCGAGAUAGCACCACCAUCACCUGAAUUAAAGAACAACAUCAGCAGCAGCAAUGGCGGUGUCUUGAUGAAAGACAUUCAACUCGUUAGUUCUUCUUCCUCGCGCAGGAGGAGCAGGAGAGUCUCGAGAGCCGACGAUCAAAUGCUCGAGCUCUGGGAAUCCGCAGAGAAGGAUAACGCAGGCCCAGCUCCCCCACUACGGCUGUUGAGUCGAAAUCUAUCAUCCAGAGGUUCGAAGCAGCACAAAACACCCUCAAUUCCUUCUUCCGAGAAGGAAUUGGGAAUCGAUGAUAUAAAGCUGGAGGUUGUACCAACUAAAGAGAAGAAGAGAGCACCCAAUGGAGGCAAGAUCAUGGAAAGGCUUAAUUCCGACGGCAAGAAACUGACGUCGCUCUACACAUCCGUGCAAGACAUGAAAACCAAGGUGGAGACUACUAAGGGAAAUGACGUGGAGCUGGAGAAGCUGAAGACUCGGCUGCAGGAAGUGGAAGUAGCUAUUGUACAGUUAGCAGAAGCUAACGAUCAGCUGAGGAAAGGCGUCCGCAGCGGAGCUUCGUCUCCGGAGGAAAUGAUGGUUAAAGCGGAGAGCAAUGGCGUGACGGAGCAGGCGAGAAAAGGGUCGGAGAAGAUUGGGAGGUUGGAGUUCGAGGUGCAGAACAUUCAGUACGUUCUGCUGAAGCUUGAUGAGAAGUGCGGGGAGACGAAGAAGAAGAAGGGUAAUGUGCAGCAGAGGUUUUACGGGAGCAAGACGGGUGUUCUGUUGAGGGAUUUUAUCAGCAGUGGUGGGAGGCGAAGGAGUUUCAGGAGGAGGAAGAAGGGUUGUUUCUGUGGUUGUGGGAGACCGGCCACCAUUGAAGAGGAAUGAGACAGGAAGGAGACCGACUGUUGUUUCUACCUUUCUUUUGUUGUAAUAUUUGUAAUGUAGCUGUUGAAACUUGGAGGAGAAGAAGGAUUUGUCAUGUUGUUCUUCUGUGUAACGAACAAAGGAUAUCUUUCUCCUGUGUAGUUUAUCUCAGCUUUUUUUGGAGCUUAUUUCCUGUGGUGGUAGAACAGUAAGUUUAGGUUGGAUUUUAUGUAGGGAAGACCAUAAGUGAUAAAUAAAUGGAGUCAGUCAGGUUGAUCCCAGUCCCAUCUCCCUUUGCAGUCGAGUGCAAAGAUUCACUUUGAUGGCUGAUUCUCGAACAAUUUCGUGGUAGUACGAUAUAUAGAGAUACAUUUGUGGAACCCAUAGCUCGUUUUGUAAUAGUAUGGCUGACUAUUUUGAGCAUCAGUAAUGGUUAUGAGACUCAAUCCGUUGUUUGUAGUGAUAGUCAUAGCUCAGAAGUCUCAAAUUUUAAUGCUUUGGAACACUCACACAGCACAGUGAAG
Molecule: messenger RNA, 6489 nt
Organism: Linum tenue
Lineage: Eukaryota; Viridiplantae; Streptophyta; Magnoliopsida; Malpighiales; Linaceae
Source: the annotation of a GenBank genome assembly